Alternaria viburni is the source of this 1167-nucleotide messenger RNA. RefSeq lists its product as uncharacterized. Bases 1 to 1167 code for a protein of 388 amino acids. NCBI's taxonomy places the organism in Eukaryota, Fungi, Ascomycota, Dothideomycetes, Pleosporales, Pleosporaceae. The transcript has 2 exons. The record is from RefSeq and is a predicted model, not a curated record.
AUGUCGCGCUACGGCUCUAUAUGGGGAGACGAUGACCGAAGAAGUGCCACGAACGAACUUCGCAUUAGCCAGCCGGAUGACAAAGCGACGGGCCCCUCCAAUAAUAGCGCACCCGAAGAAGUCGUUCUGAGAACUACUACCACUUCUUAUGGCGAUGAUGAUAACCCCAGCGACGACUCGGAAUCAUACGGAUUUAUCAAGCAGGAGGGCUCCCCCACUAUAUCGCCAGAUAUCAGGACCAUCAGCGAUGUAUCUACUUAUAACGGUACUACGCUUGGACGUACUCUCAGAGAACAAGAUGACGCGGAGAUCGAUGCACUGCCCCUGAAGGAGGGAAGGCUGAAGGAGCCGGACGCGCAAGAAGGAAACUCGUUCUUGACUACGACCAGCCCGGACGCAGAUUGUCCCCCGUAUACACGCUGGGAUGAGCGAUCUGCAACACAAACAAGCGAUGUCAACUGCAGCGGUAUUCCUCCCAGCAUGGAGGACGGUCGUCAGGUCGAAUCUAGCGACGACACAUCAUUGAUCGACCGGUUCAUGAACAUGGCUCUGCAACCACAGCAGGACGUUGCGACGCAUGCUCCACUACAUGAGGACCCAAUUGGAGAACCUUCCAUGGACCCUAAGCCAUUGGAAGAGUCACACCACCAACAAGCCGCCUUUGAUGAGCUGGUAGAGGUGCUCAAGACGUCGACCCCUCAGGGUUCCAAGACCAGAAAGCUCGAGUUCAUCCGAUGCAAGCUGUCCACCACCGAGACUCUCAAGAGAAUGAAAAGAGAAUUGGGUACCGCUGAUUUCAAGGAAUCGUAUACAUCAAUGUUGUUGUGGCACAAAAUUCACGCUAAAUUACGAGACUUCCAGAUGGCUACCAACUACCACGGAAAGGCAGGUGCGGACUGGCGGACCCACAAGCAGACUUUGAGAGCGUCCUCUUGGAAAGACGCAUCCCUGCCUGCUCUAGCUGCGCAUCGCGAGCUAGGUCUGUUUGUCCAGGAGUCGGAGGGACGUCGGGAAUGGGUGGCAUUCAGGCCGGGUGUGUUCGCGACACGUGUAGCUUGCUUCUACGCUACUCUCCUACAGCAACCAAAUGUAGGUGCUGCGGAUCUUGUCGCUGGAUUCCAGGAGUAUAAUGUUGAGCUGCUCAAGUGGUUCGAGGUUGGAGAUUGA